AUGAUGGAUUCUACUCCCUCUCCCUCUCUCUUAUCCCGUCGGUCAUCUGGGUCCUCGUCGCCCCGGUCACUGACCCUCGACCUCUCGGCGAUUCCUGCGCUGACGCAGCCGACCCCGCCCUCCAACACACUCAUCUUCACCAACCUCCAAGACCUCGACAUCUUCCGCGCCGAUAACCUCCAGACUAUCCGCGAGCUGAUUGAGAAGACGUGUCACGUUCACACCUGGUCGCCCCUCCGCUCAUUCAGGCGCAUCAUCGUGUCCUUCCUAGACGAGCAGUCCGCCAUUGGCGUGCGUCAAGCGUGGGACGGAGAGACCAUCAUGGACCACCGCGUACGCGUGUACUUUGGCCAGCACACCCCCGUGGAGGCCCGCGACGAGCACCUCGCCUUGCCCGACGCCGGCAAGCUCUUCUUCAUCUCGCCCCCUCCCAGCCCCCUCACGGCUGGGAGAUGCGCCUCGAGGAUGCGCCCAACAAGCUCGUGCAUGCCGAGGAUCUUGCCGACGCCCUCGCCAAGCUUCACCACAGGCCCAACCCCGCCGCCCCUGACUCGGAGUCUCCCAUCUCCCCGCCGACAGCGGCGCGGGCUUCCCAUGCGAAGCCGGAGCUCGACCCUCAUCUACCAUCCCGAAGAUCACAGCUCCAACUCCGACUUGCCCGCUAUUGCCGUUGAAGAUAUGACGGACGAGCCCAUGAGCUUCUCCUACAGCCCCAUCGAGGCGCCGCGGCCUGCCGUGGUCACCCACACCGCUCGGCCUCCUGUGGAACUUAUGCAGGGAGCCUAA
Parascedosporium putredinis is the source of this 786-nucleotide messenger RNA. Lineage: Eukaryota; Fungi; Ascomycota; Sordariomycetes; Microascales; Microascaceae. The record is from the annotation of a GenBank genome assembly.